AUGAUGUAAUUUUGGAAGAAGACCUCGAUAAAUAAAUGUUAAAUGUCUGAAUUUUGUUAUUUCGUAAGGAAAUUAUAGUUAUUCUACUAAACCAAAGUAAAAAUAAUAUUUAAUCGAAUUGCAGUAAUUCUAUAAUUUAUAUCAGUAUUAUACAUACGAUCAGAAUUUUCUUCUGUUCUACUAGUAUUGAGUGUUAGCUAUGGCAUUCGGAAGUACAGCCCUAAAUUUGUAAAAUCUGAAAUGCUAGCCUUGCUACACGAUAUUAGAGGAGAGGUUCAGUUCAUAUAAAAAAAAGGAAUCAAUAUUUUUAUAUAGAAAGACGAAUAGAGAAGAGAAGGGAAUGAGAGAGAGUUUGGAGUUGAGGGUUACUCUAUCCAGGUUUGGGUUACUCGAAUCAUGGAUAAAAGUUAUUAAAUAGUUUUAUGA
Paramecium tetraurelia is the source of this 426-nucleotide messenger RNA. RefSeq lists its product as uncharacterized. The record is from RefSeq and is a predicted model, not a curated record. The transcript has a single exon. NCBI's taxonomy places the organism in Eukaryota, Ciliophora, Oligohymenophorea, Peniculida, Parameciidae.